AAAAAAAGCCUCAACCUCCCCUGGGCUUUGUGUGAGGGUUAUCAACAGCUCAAGUCAGCUCAUCUCUCUCUGCCUACUCUGGCCCUUUGGAGAGGGUCUGUUUUCCUGCCCUUCUCUGAGUUUCCACCAAUUGGCAGGAAAGAACCAAUCUGUACCAGAGGUGUGAGCUGUGAGGAGUGAGGUCCCACCUCCACUGGAGAUCCUAAGGCAGAAUGCCCCCCAAGAAGCCUGAGCCUAAGAAGGAAGUGGCCAAGCCAGCUGCAGCCCCUGCUCCAGCUACUGCCCCAGCUCCUGAGCCCCUCAAGGACUCUGCCUUUGACCCAAAGAGUGUGAAGAUAGACUUCAGCGCUGACCAGAUCGAAGAAUUCAAAGAGGCCUUUUCAUUGUUUGACCGGACUCCAACGGGAGAGAUGAAGAUCACCUACGGGCAGUGUGGGGACGUGCUGCGGGCCCUGGGCCAGAACCCCACCAAUGCAGAGGUGCUGCGCGUUUUGGGCAAACCCAAGCCUGAAGAGAUGAAUUCCAAGACACUGGACUUCGAGACGUUCCUGCCCAUCCUGCAGCACAUCUCCCGAAACAAGGAGCAGGGCACCUAUGAGGACUUCGUGGAGGGGCUGCGGGUCUUUGACAAAGAAAGUAACGGCACAGUCAUGGGUGCUGAGCUUCGGCAUGUCCUUGCCACCCUGGGAGAGAAGAUGAGCGAGGCAGAGGUGGAACAGCUGUUAUCUGGGCAGGAGGAUGCCAAUGGCUGCAUCAACUAUGAAGCCUUUGUCAAGCACAUCAUGUCGGGGUGAAACACGUUUCUUCAGGGUACUUGGCCCUUCGAGAGUAAGAGAAAUCCUUGGUGGCUUUUAAGAGUACUGAACUCAGCACUGGCCUCUCACACCCACAACCUUCCCUGGAAAUAAAGAGCCCCAGAAUGGAGUCUCAU
Molecule: messenger RNA, 931 nt
Organism: Arvicanthis niloticus (Nile rat)
Lineage: Eukaryota; Metazoa; Chordata; Mammalia; Rodentia; Muridae
Gene: Myl4
Product: myosin light chain 4
Biological process (GO): cardiac muscle contraction
Cellular component (GO): A band; myosin II complex
Molecular function (GO): actin monomer binding; calcium ion binding
Source: RefSeq, a predicted model, not a curated record